Messenger RNA from Cloeon dipterum, 1136 nucleotides. RefSeq names its product homeobox protein Nkx-2.5-like. The coding region runs from base 1 to 1089 and encodes 362 amino acids. Gene Ontology annotation, molecular function: DNA-binding transcription factor activity, RNA polymerase II-specific; RNA polymerase II cis-regulatory region sequence-specific DNA binding. The record is from RefSeq and is a predicted model, not a curated record. Gene Ontology annotation, biological process: regulation of transcription by RNA polymerase II; cell differentiation. Lineage: Eukaryota; Metazoa; Arthropoda; Insecta; Ephemeroptera; Baetidae. Gene Ontology annotation, cellular component: nucleus. The transcript is spliced from 4 exons.
AUGGACAGUCAUGGGCUAACUGUGAGGUCCAUGUUCGAGGCGGCCCCGGUCCUUACGCUGGAUCUUCCUUUCUCUCUUCUUUCUUUCACAGGAGGCUGUGGGGGAGGCGGUGGCGGGUGGGGGCGGGGGCUGAUCCGCGAGGACGAAAAUCCACUCUGGCCUCUGUUAAUGCUCAUUCAGUGUCUGGCGGCGAUGCUGUCGACCGUGAUGGAGCAGUCGUCCUUCUCGGUCAGGGACAUCCUGCAACUCGGCCACCCCCAGCCGACAAUGGUGCCCACCACCCCCUACGCUUGCUACCUCGAUGAACCUGGCGGCCUGCUGCUCGACUACCCUGAUGAGCCCGCGGCCAACACCUUCGAGCCGGCACCGUUCGCCUCCUGGCAUCACGAGCAGGAACCCUUCCAGCAGGUGCCAGAGCCGCAGCAGCCCCACCACUUGCCCGCAGUAUUCCACCCAAAACGUCAUAUUUUUUACUCUGUUUCAGGAGAUAUAUCCAAAUUUGAGAAACUGCCUGCCACCUCUAAAUCAAAGUCUGAUGUAUCGAAGCCAAGGAUAAAGCGGAAGCCGCGCGUACUGUUUUCACAGAUUCAAGUACAAGAGUUAGAGCGGCGGUUCAACCAACAACGUUACCUGAGUGCACCAGAGCGCGACCAAAUCGCAUCGCAGCUUGAACUGACAUCGACGCAGGUCAAAAUUUGGUUCCAAAAUCGAAGAUACAAGUCAAAACGUUUCCCACCGUUGCCUGCACAGCCGGAGAUCGUAACAACUUCACCCUGCACACAUUCACGGCGUCUGAACGAGCCUAAAGAGCUUGCAGAAAAGGUGCUAAACAACAACAACAACAACCUGGCCUCGUGCAACAACCACAUGGUGACGACGAGCGUGGCGACGGCCACCGUGCACCACCAGCCCUUCCCCUCCUACGACCACUACUUCUGUCCACCACCCUACAGCACAGCUCCUGCGCCACCAAGAGGCUCGCAGCCGACUCCUAUAGCACAAGUCUUCGCCUCGGACUUUGAGCCCACCUACGCUACCCUGCAGAGUGUCAACACUGCUGCAGUUCAGCAGCCUGGCAGGUGCUGGUGAAGAUUGUAGUUAGGACAAAAACUUUCUUCAUAAUCAUCUCUUCUUUA